CCUUCUAUUUAUUCUCUUUUUUCUCAGUUCCAACAAAAACACAUGUUCACUUCAUUUAUUACAACAGUUGAAAUCAUAACAUUCUGAUUACAAACACAAACAACAACAACGAUGUUUCACUCUCUAGUCUCACUAACAAGUCUUCCUCUUCCCCACUAACAAAUUUUCACCAAAACGAUGUUGGAGAAACUCGACGGUUCCCAAAUAUCGCCGAGCACGUCGUCGUCGAGAAGCCACGGCGAGGCGCCGGAAACCGCCACCAUAAAACUGAGAGUCGAUCUCGUAUCAGCGGCGAAGCGAAACAUCGAGCUCUUGAGAACCGUCAAAGAGUCUCCAUGGCUUCACCACGCGCCCAUUUUAGCUGAAGCAAUACGCAGGUACCGUGAUCUGUGGAUGCCGUUGAUCUCUGAUCUGACGGAGGUGGAGUCUUCUUCAGCUCCAUUGAUGAUUCUUCCUCCUUUUGAUGUUGAAUGGGUUUGGUUUUGUCACACUUUGAACCCUGUGAGUUACAGGGAAUACUGUGAGAGAAGAUUCUCGAAACUGAUUGGAAGAGCUGCUAUAUUUGAUGAAGAGAACAGAGAGUAUGCUUUGAUGCGGUGCAGGGAAAUUUGGAGUAGUAAAUACCCGUUUGAAUCGUUUGAGAAUGAAGCAGGUUCGGAUUCGAAUGAUUCGGAUACUGUUGCUGUUGAGAGUUUGAGUUUGAGUGAUGAAGUUUGUAGGGAAGUUGAGAAGCAGAGAUUGUUGUGUUCCAUGUUUGUUGAACCUUUCAGGUCUGAAUUGGUGUACUUAAUAGCUUCCAGGCAGAGAUACAAGGCUUUCUUGUUCGUGCUGCAAAGAUUCUCUCAUGAAUCUUCUUCGCGUUUGGUUCCUGCUUCAGAUAUUUUGUUAAUGUGGAUUACCCACCAGAGCUAUCCAACAGUGUAUGUGGAAGAUUUGAAGGCACUAGCAUUAGAUGUUGAUUUGCAGAAGGUUGUAACUCUGUCUGAAACCGCGAACGAAAAGGAGGUUGAAGAAAGUAAGAAAUUAUGGGACAGGGCAUUUAAUCAACCUUAUGAGAAAGCUGGUGGAGAGGUGGAUUUGAAAUUGGGAGGUGUUAUCUCAAUCAAUUCACCAGUUUACUGGGAUGAAUCAGAUAUGGAUGUCAAUACAAAAUAUAAGUCCAUGCUUCCUAGAUUUUUACUUGAGGCUUGUGUGUUUGUGAGACUUAAGCCAAGAACAAAGGCAUCACAGAAAGAAGUAAAUCGUGAUUUCCUACGACUCCGAAUGGUAAGGUGUCAUGGCGAGCUAAAGCUAGAUAAAGCCUUCUCCGAUUUUUCCUUUGACUCAUGGAAAAAAGCUUGGCAUCUUUACUGUGAGUUUGGGACUAAGGGAGUGAUGCUUGAGCAUCGUCGUCAGGGCAGUAGUUGUUUAAAAGAAAGUGGCCUGCAAGAUACGGUUUCAUUUCCCUGGAAUGAUUUACUGCGAGCGAAUUCUCUGGCUUUGGAAAAGGAAGUUAGUCGACAGGUGAAUGUUGUUACGUCCAUAACACCGCCGGUUCAAGCACCGUACUUUCUGAAAUGUGUGCCGGAUCUAGUCACAGAUGAUUCUGGGGCAAUGAUAUCUGAUGUGAUUCUGAAGAUGAAUAGCUAUCGUCCGCAAGAAGGAAGAUGGCUGUCUCGCACGGUUCUUGAUCAUGCAGGGAGAGUGUGUUUUGUCAUUAGAAUCAGGGUAGGAGGAGGAUUUUGGAGAAGAGGAGGUGAAAAGCCUUCGGCUGUGAAAUGGGAAGAUAGGAUUAUAGAGAUACGUGAAGGAUCUUGGUCUUAUGUUGCUGGUUCCAUUGGUAGAGCCCCUGAGAAGGUGGUGGCCACUGCAACACCGAAGGAAACUGCAGAACAAUGGAAAGCGGCAUGGUGCUUUUCAACCGGAGAUGAACUGAUUAUAGAGUGGGAGUCGUCACUAUCAGUGUCAGGUCUUAACUUUAGUCUGAGAAAUCAACAAUCUCCAGAGUCAUCGGUAAAGUUAUUCAAUGGAAGGCAAAUGCAGUAUCAAGUCAAGAAAAAAGGGUCGAAGAGCAAAAAUGAAGUAAACGAAGUCGAGUUCGAGGAGAAUGAUGAGACUAAACAAGAUGAAGAGGAGGAGGGUUUUCUAACACUAGUACGUUUCACAGAAGAUGAUCCAGAUGGAAAAGCAACCGCACUUCUAAAUUGGAAGCUACUGGUUGUUGAAGUAUUGCCGGAAGAAGAUGCAGUGCUGAUGCUUCUCCUUUGCAUUUCAAUUCUCAGAAGUGUGUCUGAGAUGAAGAAACAAGACGUGGGAAGCUUGUUGGUGAGGAGAAGAAUAAAGGAGGCGAGGCUCGGAACAAGGGAUUGGGGUUCUGUGAUGCUUCAUCCAUCUUCAUGGUCUUCAUCCAUUGAUUCAACUCAUCUUCAACCUUGGUACUGGAGUGCUGGGCGAGUGAUGGCUUUUGAUGCAGUGGAUCUGCUAAAGAAGCAACCAGCAUUAAGUCAAUCACCAGUGGAAAGUAGUGACAAGUUAUACAAACAUGGGAUUAUAAAUUAAGUGUGCUUGUACACCCAAUCCAUAAAUAGACUUUUGUACACUUUCUGUCUUUCAGUGUAUGGCACACUCGUGCCGACAGAUAUUCAAACACAGUCUUUAUUUUAGCUUGAGUUAAGGUGUUCACAUUUUUGGCUGGAAUUUGAAAUUCUGGGCUCACAAAGGAUGUUGGGAGCACAACAUAAAUUAAAAACAAAAAUACAAAUUGUUUUGAUUGUCAA
Lotus japonicus is the source of this 2756-nucleotide messenger RNA. RefSeq lists its product as uncharacterized. The transcript has 7 exons. The record is from RefSeq and is a predicted model, not a curated record. The coding region runs from base 178 to 2538 and encodes 786 amino acids. Lineage: Eukaryota; Viridiplantae; Streptophyta; Magnoliopsida; Fabales; Fabaceae.